Messenger RNA from Dichotomopilus funicola, 1065 nucleotides. RefSeq lists its product as uncharacterized. NCBI's taxonomy places the organism in Eukaryota, Fungi, Ascomycota, Sordariomycetes, Sordariales, Chaetomiaceae. The record is from RefSeq and is a predicted model, not a curated record. The coding region runs from base 1 to 1065 and encodes 354 amino acids. The transcript has a single exon.
AUGGGGGUCUCAAGAAGGCUACGCCUUCUCCCAAUGUGGGUUUUAGCCCUGGUCGUUGCCUCGGCAUCCGCUGCCGACCCGAUCGUCGACUUCAGCUUUUAUCCCGAGAAAGCCCAAGACUGCCUAUACUCGGCCGCCACAAGCUCUCAGUGCGAGUCGAAAACGGUGGACGCGACAAACUCGUGUUUUUGCCGAAAUGGAGGCGAUUUUAUCACAACAGCUGCCACAUGCAUUGGGAAGUCUGCACCCGGAGCUGUGUCGAAGACCUACGACACGAUGAGUGACGCGUGCAAGCUCUCGCAAACUCCCAUAACCAUUACCAAACAGGAGUUUAUAAGGGCCGCGAACGGGCCCUCCCCAACAGCGACCGCGACAACAUCAUCCGCUUCGAGCACAUCGACAACCCAAUCCUCAACCUCUACGAGCGCCAGCGCAACCACCACCGGCCCAGUCCCGACCACAUCGCGGCCGCCUUCAGAAGACAAUGGAGACAGUGGGGCUUUAUCCACCGGCGUUAUGGUCGGUAUCAUUGUCGGCGUAAUCGGAGGGUUGGCGAUGUUGGGCGCGGCGGUAUACCUCUUUUUUCGGCGCAGGAAGAAGCUGGGCGAGGAAUCACACCCCAUGCUCCCUCAACACCAAAACCAACACGAGCAACAACACCAAGCACACAACUCAAUGGCGCCGUCGGGGCAUGACUCCACCGCGAGCGCUUACUACAGCAGCCCUCCAACUACGGCGGGGUGGCCGAAGAAGGACUGGAGCACUUCGCCUGACCUGCGUGUGAGCGGGCGGACGAGUGAUUUUAAUUGGGAAUCUGCUUCGCAGUUAGCAUACCCCGGGUCGGCGGUUACCACAUCGCCGCCGCCGUUGCCGGUCCAGGAAUUGGACGCCUCUGAACCUCUUCCAGGGUCAACAGCGGCACCUGUCGAGAUGGGGGGAACACCAGUUGCGUCCACGCCGCCAGUGCCCAACACACAAUACAUUCAACCUUAUAACCCGUCCGGGCAGCAAUACUCUGGGCAGCAAUACCCAGCACCUGGGUGGGGUCAGCAAGGGAGGGAGUGA